AUGCAAAUGAAAGUGAUCUUCAUGUUUUGUAUUAUAUUACACUUAAAGGAUGUUCAAACGAAAAAAUUAUGCCAUUGUAAUUGCUGUAAUUCAACUUCAUGCAAUCCAGCAUUUGUCGUCGCAAUAAAUGUUGGCGAAAUUUGUAAUUCAACAACAUGCGACCUUAGUGCUUGCUUUAUGUUUAAUGGAACACGCUGUCCCAUGAUUGGUUCAGAUGGUUUAGGUGAUCCUGUUUGCGCUCAUGCUUAUACCAUUUUUCAUGGUUUAACUUUGUUUCCACUUCUAAUUACGUUUAUAAUUUUUGCCAAAUUCUAUCGCGAUUGA
This is a messenger RNA of Rotaria socialis, 324 nucleotides long. The record is from the annotation of a GenBank genome assembly. NCBI's taxonomy places the organism in Eukaryota, Metazoa, Rotifera, Eurotatoria, Philodinida, Philodinidae.